AUGGCCGAAGGAGCCAAAUCGCAGAACCCGAUCCUGCCUCAGCCGGGGAAGAGGAAUGUGCUGAUUACGAGUGCGCUGCCCUACGUCAACAAUGUCCCCCACCUUGGCAACAUCAUCGGGUCCGUCUUGUCCGCCGAUGUCUUUGCGCGAUACAGCAGAGGGAGAGGACACAACACCCUCUACGUGUGCGGCACCGACGAGUACGGGACCACGACCGAGGCGCGAGCUCUAGUUGAGGGCGUUAGCCCCAAGGAGCUUUGCGACAAGUAUCACACGAUCCACGCCGGCAUCUACAAGUGGUUCAACCUGAGCUUCGAUAUCUUUGGCCGAACCACGACCGAACCGCAGACUGUCAUCACGCAGGAAAUCUUUCUCAAGCUCAAGGAGAAUGGGUUCCUCGAGGAGCGAAACACGACUCAACUUUACUGCGAACAGCACCACUCCUUCCUUGCCGACCGAUUCGUCGAGGGCGAAUGCCCCAAGUGCGGUUACGGUCGAAGGCUCUACCCCGUGACAAAGGACACCAACCACAUCUUCUUCAAGCUUGACAAGCUCCAGCCCGAGAUCGACGCCUGGUAUCAAGACUCCGCGGCGAAAGGAGGCUGGUCUAGCAACGUGGGGAACCCUGUUCCCCUCCCCGGCUAUGAGCAAAAGGUCAUUUACCCCUGGUUCGAUGCUUGCAUCGGCUACGUUUCCAUCACCGCGUGCUACACCGACGAGUGGAAGAAGUGGUGGUAUAGCCCCGACGACGUCAAGCUUUACCAGUUCCUCGGAAAGGACAACGUUGUCUUCCACUCCGUCAUCUUCCCCGGAACCCAAAUUGGCACCCGCGACAACUGGACCAAGCUUCACCAUCUUGCCGCCACCGAGUAUCUUACCUACGAAGGAGGCAAGUUCUCCAAGUCUCGAGGUAUCGGCGUGUUUGGAGACUCGGCCCAAAAGACGGGCGUUGGCCCGGACGUAUUCCGAUACUACCUUCUCUCCCACAGGCCCGAAGCCAGUGAUAGCGAGUUCAACUGGGACGAGUUCAUCAGCUGCAACAACAACCUGCUGCUGAAGAACCUCGGCAACUUUGUCAGCCGAGUCGUCAAGUUUGUCAACGGAAAGAACUACAACAACGUUGUCCCCGAGUCUUCCGGUUUCCAGGAUGCCUCCAUUGACGAGUUCAAGGCUGAAGUCAACAAGCUCCUCAAGCAGUACGUCGAGGAGAUGGACGCGGUCAAGGUCAAGGCUGGUCUUUCUACCGUUCUUCUCAUCUCCCAGGCCGGCAAUGCCUUCCUGCAAAACAACAAGCUUGACAACAAGCUGGCCGAGACCGAGCCCGCAAAGUGCGGUGCUGUCGUUAGUCUCGCUCUCAACCUCAUCCAUCUCAUCUCCUCCAUCAUCACCCCCUUCAUGCCCGAGACGGCGACUGGAAUUCUCGCUCAACUCAACGCCGAGCCCAUCCUCAUCCCCGACACGUGGACUGCCGACAGCAUCAAGACCGGCCACGAGAUCGGCAAGGCUGCCUAUUUGUUCAGCAAUAUCAAGCCCGAGAAGGGAGCUGAGUGGCGCGACAGCUUUGGUGGCGACGAGGUGAAGAAGGCCAAGGAGGAGGCCGCCGCCAAGAAGGCAAAGAAGAAGGCAGCCAUGAAGAAGCCCAAGGGCCAGAAGAACGUUGGCGGCGACAAGGCCGCCCAGCCUGCUGCUGCCCCGUCUGCUACGGAUGACGAGCUCGCCAAGAAGGCUGCCGAGGUUACGCUUGACGCGACCCCCAAUGUUUAA
Messenger RNA from Parascedosporium putredinis, 1764 nucleotides. Lineage: Eukaryota; Fungi; Ascomycota; Sordariomycetes; Microascales; Microascaceae. The record is from the annotation of a GenBank genome assembly.